Messenger RNA from Blastomyces gilchristii SLH14081, 803 nucleotides. RefSeq lists its product as uncharacterized. The transcript has a single exon. NCBI's taxonomy places the organism in Eukaryota, Fungi, Ascomycota, Eurotiomycetes, Onygenales, Ajellomycetaceae. The record is from RefSeq and is a predicted model, not a curated record. Bases 254 to 559 code for a protein of 101 amino acids.
UCUUCAGAGCAUCCGUGGGCUGGUCAUGCCUGAUAAUCCCCUAUUCUUCAGAGCAGCCAUGGCCUGGUCAUGCCCAAUGUCAUCCCCAGGGAAAAAAAAUCCCCUAUUCUUCAGAGCAUCCGUGGGCUGGUUAUGCCCGAUAUAUCCCCUAUUCUUCAGAGUAUGCAUGGUCUGGUCAUGCCAGAUGUCAUCACUAGGGAAAAUAUCCCCGAUUCUUUAAUCUAUUCAUACCCGAUUUCCCUUAUUCUUUAGAAUGGCAUCAUGGCCCGGUCACGUCAGAUUCUAUUCUUGGGAGGGAAAUUUCAUAUAUGUCUUUUAUAGUUUGGGACUCCUAUACGGCUUGGCCUGCUUGCCAGCUCUGAAUGUGGGCCGAGUCGAGCGUGGCGAGAAGUGGCCGCCUGGUUUGAAGAGCCACUUUGUGGAGGUGGCAUUACGUCUGACAGUCUACACGUCGCGUCAGGCAAGGGGCCCGGGACCUUCAUGCACGAUACUCCAUCAAUAUAUGACGGGGUGUGCCGUGCAUGAAGGGUCACUGAUGCCAGUAGACGAUUGUGAAUGAGGGGGGAAAGUGAAAAUAUCGGAGACUACUGGCUUAGGAAUACUACUGGCUUAGGGAGACUGCUGGCUUAGGGAGACUGCUGGCUUAGAGAGACUGCUGGUUUAGAGAGACUGCUGGCUUAGAGAGACUACUGGUUUAGAGAGACUGCUGGCUUAGAAAGACUGCUGGCUUAGGGAGACUGCUGGUUUAGAGAGACUGCUGGCUUAGAGAGAAGCAAUGCUAAGUUCUGGUGCACUGUACAUAA